AUGACUAAGAAACAGUUGCACGAGCCCUUGUACAACUUGUCCGACAACCACUGCCACUUUAGUCCUGAAGCAACGCGAGAAGAUGCUUACAAGCUCGCCGAUACCUUGAAUGGUCUUGAUUUGGAUUUCCCCACAAACUUUUUCCACUUGAUGACUACACAACAUAUUGAUAUUGAGUGUAUCGACAUCUUGCUAACUCAAUUACAGAACCCAGACAUCGUGGUGCCGUAUUUUGGAGUACACCCAUGGUUCAGUCACUUAUUCUACACUGGCACGAAACCAAAUAAAAGAGAUCAUUAUUGCCAAGUUCUAAAACCAGAGCCAACCGACGAGUUAAUUGAUGUUUUGCCAGAACCAAUGAGCAUGAACGCACACACAGAUAAAAUGAAGGAAAUUAUCAAGAAACAUGAUAAGAAGGUUUACGGAAUCGGUGAAAUUGGGCUAGACAAGUUGUUUCGAGUUCCCAAACUGGGCUGGCUAGGCAAUCCCCACCAUGUCACUACGGAGCAAGAUCGACUAACCAAAUCACGAGUAACGAUAGAACACCAGAUGCACAUCUUUAGGCACCAGCUACAACUAGCCGAGGAGUUGGGCAAGCAAGCAUCCAUUCACUGCGUCAAGGCGCAUGGUGUGUUGUACGAUGAAGUGACACGAUAUAAAAACAUAGUGGUGGUGCUCCAUUCAUACACAGGCUCAACCGACCAAGCCAAAAGGUGGCUAAAGACAACUCCAGUCAAGCUCUACUUCUCAUUAUCCGAUUGGAUCAAUGGGGAAAAAGAUGAGUUGUUGAAAUUGCUCGUAUAUUUCAAAAAAUCAACAACUACAAACACAUAG
Molecule: messenger RNA, 834 nt
Organism: Lodderomyces margitis
Lineage: Eukaryota; Fungi; Ascomycota; Pichiomycetes; Serinales; Debaryomycetaceae
Product: putative endodeoxyribonuclease
Exons: 2
Coding region: 1-834 (277 amino acids)
Molecular function (GO): hydrolase activity, acting on ester bonds
Source: RefSeq, a predicted model, not a curated record